Molecule: messenger RNA, 2253 nt
Organism: Ahaetulla prasina
Lineage: Eukaryota; Metazoa; Chordata; Lepidosauria; Squamata; Colubridae
Gene: SLC26A3
Product: solute carrier family 26 member 3
Exons: 20
Coding region: 1-2253 (750 amino acids)
Biological process (GO): transmembrane transport
Cellular component (GO): membrane
Molecular function (GO): secondary active sulfate transmembrane transporter activity; oxalate transmembrane transporter activity; bicarbonate transmembrane transporter activity
Source: RefSeq, a predicted model, not a curated record
AUGGUGGAUCCUGGGAGUAACCAGUACGUGGUUGCCCGACCAGUUUAUUCCGAUCUAUCCUUUGACGAAGAACACCAGAAGGUCCACAGGCACCAUAAAACCUUGGCGGAUCAUCUCAGAUUAUGCUUUAGGUGUACUCCACAAAGAGUCAAAAAUGCUGCUCUUCACUUGUUCCCGGUGGCUUCCUGGUUACCUGCAUAUCAGAUCAAGAAUUGGCUUCUUAGCGACAUCGUUUCGGGGAUUAGCACAGGAUUGGUCGCCAUCUUACAAGGCUUAGCAUUUGCUUUGUUGGCAAACGUCCCUCCGAGUUAUGGACUCUACGCAGCCUUUUUUCCCGUGGUUGUAUAUUUCUUCUUUGGCACUUCCAGACAUAUAUCGGUCGGACCUUUCCCCAUCCUGAGUCUGAUGGUGGGAGGAGCAGUUAUCAGCAUGGUCCCGGAUGAACCUGGGAACACCAGCGAAGCAACGAACAAUUCAUCGCUAAACCAGGAGAGGGUCAUGGUGGCCGUAUCCGUCACUGUUUUGGCAGGCAUUUUUCAGUUAGUCCUGGGUGCUUUACGCUUCGGCUUCAUCGUCAUCUAUUUAUCUCAGCCAUUAAUCAGUGGAUUUACUACAGCUGCUGCAAUACACGUUUUUGUGUCUCAGCUGAAGUUCAUUUUUCAACUACCGGUGGAGCCGUUUAAUACACCACUGGGACUCAUUUGGACCCUGAAAAGUAUAUUUGAGCAAAUCACCGAUGCCAACAUCGCGGAUUUAGUCACCGCGCUCAUUAUCUUAGUUGUUGUGAGUGUGGUCAAGGAACUCAACGACCGUUACAAAGCCAAACUCCCGGUACCGAUUCCUAUUGAAGUCAUUGUGACAGUCAUAGCAGCUGGACUAUCUUACGGCUUUAAUUUCAAAGAAAUAUUCGAGGUAGAUACUGUUGGAACAUUAGAUAUCGGAUUUCAAGCUCCAGUGGCUCCCGAUCUCAAGUACUUUGAACGUUGCCUGGGAGACAGUAUCUCUAUCGCCAUUGUCGGCUUCGCUGUUGCCUUUUCAGUCGCGAAGGUUUAUUCCAUUAAGCAUGAUUACCCCAUCGAUGCCAACCAGGAAUUGGUUGCCUUUGGGAUCAGCAACAUCUUUGGAGGGGUGUUCAAAGGAUUUGCGGCAAGCACUUCGCUCUCUAGGUCUGGAGUGCAGGAAAGCACUGGAGGGAAGACGCAGGUCGCUGGACUCCUCUCAGCUGUCAUUGUCAUGAUUGCUAUCUUAGCCAUUGGAUAUCUCUUGGAACCACUGCAAAAGUCGGUCCUUGCAGCUUUGGUCCUGGGAAAUUUGAAAGGCAUGUUGAUGCAGUUCAAAGAGAUUGGAGUUUUGUGGGAAAAGGACAAGUGUGAUUGUAUUGUCUGGAUUGUGACUUUCCUCACUGCCCUUCUACUGGGAUUGGAUCUUGGCUUAGCUGCCGGCCUUGGAUUUGAGCUUCUAACGGUUGUAUUCCGGGUUCAGUUUCCAAAAUGCACCCUUUUGGCUAACAUUGGAAGGAACGACAUCUACAGAAACAGAAAAGACUACUCAGAUAUAUAUGAGCCAGAAGGAGUAAAAAUUUUCAGGUGCCCAUCUCCAAUCUUCUUUGCCAAUGUUGAUUUCUUCAAGGAAAAAUUGACGGCUGCGGUUGGUUUUAAACCGUUGAGAGUGUUACAAAAACGCAACAAAGCUCUCAGGAAAAUGAAGAAGAUGUUAAAGAAAGGGAAGCUUCAAGAAACGCCAAAAGGUUUUCUCUGUACCGUCACUAGUGUGACCGAUUCAGAGGAAGAGCUGGACAACAACAGGAUUGAAGAACUGAAUCAACCCAUCGAUACCAAGGAUUUUCCAAUUCAGAUUGACUGGAAUGCAAGCCUGCCUCCCAGCAUCAACGUUCCAAGAAUUGACGUCCAUAGCGUCAUUCUUGAUUUCUCAGCAGUAUCGUUUCUUGAUGUUUCAGCCAUGAGGAUCAUCGGAGAGACCUUGAGAGAAUUCAUCCGGGUUGACGUUGAAGUCUAUAUUGUGGGCGCAUAUGAUGGUCUCCUGGAGAAGCUACAGAGAUGUGGAUUUUUCGAUGAGGAAAUUAAGCCGUCCAUAUUUUUUCUGACCAUUCACGACGCCAUUUUAUAUAUUUUGAUGAAGAAGGAUGCGAUCAUCCACUCAUCAAAACUCAAAGCCAUUACGGAUAAUCAAAACAACAAUCACUAUAUAAUUAACACGAGUGGAGGAUUGCGGAGUCGGGACCCAAUGACUUAG